AUGGCGAUAUCUUCAAACACAAUGCGCGGCAUCAGUUUGUUUUGCCGCGUUAUAGAAACCAUCAGUGCGCUUAUUGUCUUGGGUAUAACCGCAUGGGCAGUCGAAACGUCCAAGACAGUGACAGUUAUUUAUUCAUUGGUCAUCGCCUGUCUCACUGUCUUCUACGCCCUACUCCUGUUCGUUUUUGCAUUUUUCUCGUCAAAGAAAACCAUUUUUCAUGUCAUCAGCACUAUGAUAGACUUAUUUCUGGCAUUCUUCUGGAUCGCUGCAUUUGUCCUCCUAGCAAACAACUUUAACGAUACUGGUUGUAGGGUGAACCAUUGGCAUGGAAUCUUGGUCUGCUCUCGACAACAUACAGUUGAAGCAUUUGCAUUUAUUGCAUUUUUCUUCACUCUUGUGGCCGCGAUAUUCAGUGCCCUCACAGUUUAUGCGAUGGCGAAAGAACGCCGAGAGGAUGAACCACCACACAGAGAGAAAACUGCUACACCUAGUACAGUGGCGGAAACGAUCCCAGAGACACAUGCCAGCACCGAGCAGACAGUGAAUAAUGUUGUCUGA
This is a messenger RNA of Talaromyces proteolyticus, 558 nucleotides long. RefSeq lists its product as uncharacterized. Lineage: Eukaryota; Fungi; Ascomycota; Eurotiomycetes; Eurotiales; Trichocomaceae. Gene Ontology annotation, cellular component: membrane. The record is from RefSeq and is a predicted model, not a curated record. The coding region runs from base 1 to 558 and encodes 185 amino acids. The transcript has 4 exons.